GGAAGUUAGGUAAAUCGGAUGCAAUCUAGCAGCACCAGUCCUUCCUUCCUUCCUUUCUGGGAAGAAGACCCGUCUGUUUGACUGUACUUCCGUUUUGACUCGCUUCACUUCCUUCCCCCAGCCUCUCACUUGCAGCGACAGCAGCACUGUUCUCGAUCACCGCCAUGGCUUCGAAGCUCGGAGCAGCCGCCACGGCGCUAGCAAUCGCGGCCGUCGUCCUGGGUCUGAACCCGCCGACGACCCAUCACCUCCUCCAUCCGCCUCCCGUCCCGGGAGCCCAAGACCGCCUCCACGCUUCCAGGGUGGUGCCGGUCACCGGGGCUUUCGGGCCCGAGAGCCUCGCCUUCGACCCGAGCGGCGGGGGCCCGUACACCGGCGUCGCCGACGGCCGGGUCCUGAAGUGGGAGGGGGACGAGCGCGGGUGGGUCGACUUCGCUUUCACUUCCUCUCAGAGGGAUGAAUGCAUUCGCCCAUUUGCACCGGAGUUGGAGCAUGUUUGUGGGAGGCCUCUAGGACUCCGGUUUGAUAAGAAAACUGGAGAUCUCUAUAUUGCGGAUGCAUACUUCGGGCUUAUGGUGGUGGGUCCAGAUGGUGGUUUGGCCACUCUAGUGGCUAAUGAAGCUGAAGGCGAACCCUUACGGUUCACCAAUGAUAUGGAUAUCGAUGAGAGUGAAGACGUGAUUUACUUCACAGACUCGAGCACAACUUUCCACAGAAGGCAAUUCAUGAAUUCAUGUCUAAGUGGAGACAAAUCUGGCCGGUUGAUGAAAUAUGAUAAGUCGAGCAAGGAACUAAAAGUCCUUUUGCAAGGAAUUGCUUUUGCCAAUGGAGUAGCGUUGAGCGAAGAGGGUUUGUUUCUGCUGGUGGCGGAAACUGCUACUUGCCGAAUCUUGAGGCUUUGGCUUAAGGGCCCUAAUGCAGGAAAGUUUGACGUCUUUGCUGAGUUGCCCGGUUACCCAGACAAUGUCAGGAGGAACUCCAGAGGCGAGUUCUGGGUCGGCUUGCAUGCCAAGAAAGGACCGAUCGGGAGGUUCCUUCUUUCCAAUCCUCUCAUUGGGAAUUUCGCUCUAAGGCUGCCGAUCAGCUUCCAACAGCUGCACUCGUUGUUUGUGGGAGGGAAAGCUGAUGCCAUCGCUGUCAAGCUGGGCAAGGAGGGAGAAAUUCUGGAAGUAGUGGAGGACACGGAGGGGAAGACCUUGCAGUUCAUCAGUGAAGUUGAAGAGAGGGAUAAUAAGUUGUGGAUCGGGUCGGUGAUGAGGCCUUAUAUCGGCAUUUAUGAUUUGAAUUGAGCUACGUAUUCUCUUGAGUUGUGAAAUUGAUGGGUGUCAUGAUCUCAUCCAUCUGAAGCUGUCUUCCGUGCGCAUAAUCUGAUUGUACUGCAUUUCGUUGUCGAUUCAGCCGAGAAACAGAGAGGGAUUCGUUUGUUUCUCCUUCUCUAUUGAUUUACCCUUGUCGAAGUCGGUUUGUCGCAUUGUCUGUAAUAGUUUAAUAAAUCGAGCUCCUAGUUAAAUUUGCAA
Syzygium oleosum is the source of this 1517-nucleotide messenger RNA. Its product is annotated as protein STRICTOSIDINE SYNTHASE-LIKE 10-like. The transcript is spliced from 3 exons. The record is from RefSeq and is a predicted model, not a curated record. Gene Ontology annotation, biological process: biosynthetic process. NCBI's taxonomy places the organism in Eukaryota, Viridiplantae, Streptophyta, Magnoliopsida, Myrtales, Myrtaceae. Gene Ontology annotation, molecular function: strictosidine synthase activity. The coding region runs from base 165 to 1289 and encodes 374 amino acids.